Messenger RNA from Carica papaya (papaya), 3923 nucleotides. RefSeq names its product forkhead-associated (FHA) domain-containing protein. Lineage: Eukaryota; Viridiplantae; Streptophyta; Magnoliopsida; Brassicales; Caricaceae. The record is from RefSeq and is a predicted model, not a curated record. Gene Ontology annotation, cellular component: nuclear membrane. Gene Ontology annotation, molecular function: protein binding.
UUUUCUUUUUCUUUUCUUCUUUUUGUUCUCUCUCAAAAAAACGUUACAGUAUACAAGAUCUCUCAAAUUCCAUUCGCCCCAUUUCACACGGAUCGUUCCUUUCUCCUCCUCUCGCCCUCUCGACGAUGGCAGACAGACAAGAAAAAGGAGCUGAAUCGGAGGAACAUGAACGGAAAAUCCCAGUGUUUACAGUGAUGAAGAACGGUGCAAUUCUCAAGAACAUCUUCGUCAUCAACCAGCCACGAUUCCCGUUAUCGCCAUUGUUCACUUCCAACCCGGAAUCGAUCAAUUCAGCGAAAAUUGAGGACAAGAUUAAUCAACAAAUGGAGGAGACACUAAUCGUCGGUCGACACCCUGACUGCAACAUUAUGUUGACCCACCCCAGUAUCAGUAGAUUCCACCUCCAACUCCACUCCAGGCCUUCGUCGCAGAAGCUCUCUGUAAUCGAUUUGUCAUCUGUACAUGGGACCUGGGUUUCGGAGAAGAGGAUCGAACCGGGGGUUCGAGUGGAGCUGAAAGAGGGUGAUACCUUAAGGGUUGGUGGCUCGACAAGGGUUUACAGGCUGCAUUGGAUUCCUUUGGUCCGUGCAUAUGACAUAGAGAACCCAUUUGUACCGGAAAUGGAUUUGUCCACGGAAAAAUUGGGGGAAGAAGAAAAUCCAGUGGUUGUGCCAGAAAUUGCAACUGAGACAAAUCAGAUCGUGGAGGAAGGAAAUUCCGUGCCUAAUGAAAGUGAAAACUUUGAAUCUCUGGAUAUUACUUUUGAGGAUACGGAUUCCUUGUUUGCUGAUGAGAAUUCAGAAGUAACUCUAGAGAAAGAGAUCCCCUCAGCACCGUUGAUGCCCAAAUGGGAUUCAGUCUUGGAUGAAACAGGAGAUGUUAGCCCACCUAGUAAUGACCAUGAAUCAAGCGAUAUCUCAAGUCCCUGCAAACAGCCUGGGGUGGAUAUUCCCUUCGAGCCCCAGAAUCAACAAUUUGACAUGAAUAACCAGAGCUCGGAAAUAACUCUGAAGAAAGAGAUCCACUCAGCACCAUUGAUGCCCAAAUGGGAUUCAGUCUUGGAUGAGACAGGAGGUGUUAGCCCACCUAGCAAUGACCAUGAAUCAAGGGAGAUAUCAAGUCCCUGCAAACAGCCUGCAGUGGAUGUUGCCUUGGAGGCCCAAAAGCAGCAAUUUGACAUGACUAACCAGAGCUCAGAAAUAACUCUGAAGAAAGAGAUUCCCUCAGCACCAUUGAUGCCCAAAUGGGAUUCAGUCUUGGACGAGAAAGGAGAUGUUAGCCCAUCAAAUAAUGAUCAUGAAUCAAGGGAGAGCUCAAGUCCCUGCAAACAGCCUGCGAUGGAUGUUGCCUUGGAGCCCCAAAAUCAGCAAUUUGACAUGAAUAACCAGAGCUCAGAAAUAACUCUGAAGAAAGAGAUCCUCUCAGCACCAUUGAUGCCCAAAUGGGAUUCAGUCUUGGACGAGAAAGGAGAUGUUAGCCCACCUAAUAAUGAUCAUGAAUCAAGGGAGAGCUCAAGUCCCUGCAAACAGCCUGGGGAGAAAGUUGCCUUGAAGCCCCAAAAUCAGCAAUUUGACAUGAAUAACAAGAGCUCAGUUGAGUCUGUCCCAGAACUCCUAUCUGAAAGGGAAAGUUUAUUCGGAAGAGUGAACAAAGAUGCUAACCUCUUGUCAAACUUGGACUCUUCUGAAUCGCCUAAAGAAGUGGCAGCUAAAGCAACUGAAAAUGAAAGCCAAAGACAAAAACGGAAUGAACAUGCCUGGGAUAAUUCAAGUCCUUUAUCUAUGUUGCUUGUGACGGAAUCUGUGAAUUCAUUUUUGACAGAAGAGGAGCUUCUUUCAGAAGUGAAAACUACACAGUUCAGCAAAGAAAACCAGACGCAGAGCUCGACACAAUUUGCAUUGGAACAGCCAUCUGAAAUUGAGAAAAAUGGAAAUUCUGCAAUAAAUGAAAACUUGAACUUUCCGGGGAGCAUAAAAAAUGUCAAAAAAUUUGAAGAAACUGUGGAAAACCAGAGCUCGACAAGUAAAGGACAGAGGAAAAUAAGGAUUCAGUGUUCUGCACCUCUUGAAGCAGAGUCUGUGAGUUCAUCUUUUCCAGUGGGGGAAGUUCCUGAUGCAACAGAAAACAAAGAGAGCCAGACCCCAGAGUCUCACGCCACUGCUGCUGCACUGUCUGAAAUAGAAAAUUUAGAAGGCUCAACAUUAAGGUCAGAGAAAAGAUCAAGAGGCGUUCGGUCCAGAACAGGUAAACCUGCUGUUCUUCAGAUUCAAACAAGCAGGAGUAUAGGAAAGAUCAGAGGUGGUAAUAACGGUGAAGUUGAAUUCCAAAAACAAGAGGGUCUUGUUAAAGGAAUAGCUUCAGAGGCUCUUUUCUCUAGCUUAGAGGUAGAAGAAGAGAUUUAUACUCCAGAUAAGGAGAAUCUAACCCCAAGGACUCGUCAACUGAAGUUCUUAAAAGAGAUAGGAAAGCUGGAAGAACCUUCCCCCAAGGCAUACAGACCAAUCUCUUCAAAAGCAGCUUUCAACCCCAGUAUCAAGCUAGAAGAAGACAUGAAUGCCUCUUCAGAGAAAGAAAACAAGACACCUUCAAAGUUCUCAAAAAAGAAUAGAAGGCUUGAAGAGAGUAAUGCAUUUUCAGACAAAGAAAACAUGACACUUAAGCUUCUGCGCGAACAUAAACCAUCAAAAUACUCCUCAAGGAAGCCAGUUUUGGAGCAAGAAGUAGUGACAAUGAAGAAAAGAACAGAAAGGGUGCCAUUUCAGUCUUUACUUUUGGACUCUGCAGGGAGACAUGGACCAGCUACUACAGCCCCUUCUUAUAGCAGCAAUUCUGUCAAUUAUUCUCAACCAACGGAGAAAAGGGUCACUUGCCCCUCUUCUAAAAACUAUGUUCAAGAGGCUAAGAGGAGCUGGACUAUAAUAGUCGACACUACUAGUCUUUUGGACAAGGAAUCAAGAAAGUCUCUGAAGUUGUUACAAGGUCUGAGAGGAACCGAACUAGUUGUUCCAAGAAUGGGUAAUGAAAUUUCGAAAAGGGCCCUUUGUUCCAUUUUGCUAAAUCUAGUUAAUCGAAUUUCUAAAAUAGCUUCAUAUCAUCUCAACUGCUCCCUUUUCUUUCCUGACAACCAGCGGAUUGGUUUCUUUAUUCCAGUUAUAAGGGAACUAGAUUGUUUGAAGCAACGUGGUAGCUUGUUCAGAAGAACCACUGAGGCUUCUACUGUUUUAGAAUGGAUUGAAGAGUGUAUGAUGAAAACAAAGUGGUGGAUUCAUGUGCAGAAGUUAUUGGAGGAUGUAAGGCCAAUUGCGCCAACCCCUCCCGCUUCUCCAGAGUCUCGAUUCAGUGGUGGGGGAUCUUCAGGUUGGACAACAAGCUCGGGGCCAUUCUCAGCGCAUGGGAUGACGGAAAUUGUUUCACCAACAGCAAAAGACCACAUCCUCGACUGCGCCCUCCUCUAUAGGAAGAUGAAGAGUGAUGGACAGCUCGUCCUUCUAAGCAAUGAUAUCACUUUAAAGAUCAAGGCCAUAGCAGAGGGUCUAAUAUGUGAAACAGCCGAGCAAUUCCGUGAGAGCCUGGUGAACCCUUUCUCUGAGAGGUUCUUGUGGGCAGAGAGCUCUCCUAGAGGACUUACUUGGUCUCAUUUAGAUGAUAUAGUGUUGAGGGAGAAGUAUAGUCGUUACCCUGCAAAGAAGUCAUCAAAGGGAGAAGGUGCAAAGGGUCUGAAGCUCAUUCUGCUCCAUAACUCUCACUAUGGGCAUAUCUAAACUUGUGUCAGGUAAAAAUAAAACAAUUAGUAUACAUGUAUAUUGGUUUCACUUGGUUGGGUUUGGGCAAAAAUGAUGAUUGAAAAGGUUAUAACUGUUUCUUAGGUUGAGAAGAUUUUUGACGGGAUUUCAAUCUUAAAUUUAGAUCGUUUAGAUUUUAUC